Molecule: messenger RNA, 3477 nt
Organism: Oncorhynchus gorbuscha (pink salmon)
Lineage: Eukaryota; Metazoa; Chordata; Actinopteri; Salmoniformes; Salmonidae
Gene: zmat4a
Product: zinc finger, matrin-type 4a
Exons: 7
Coding region: 93-875 (260 amino acids)
Cellular component (GO): nucleus
Molecular function (GO): nucleic acid binding; zinc ion binding
Source: RefSeq, a predicted model, not a curated record
GGAGAACAGUCGACGGUUGUACUACAGCAUAGUACUGCAAACAGCUGUGGAAGCGUCUUCUGCUUUGUACACACGUUUCGCUGAUCUGGUCAAUGGAUUACACAGUUUCCCUACAAGUGCAACAUCAAUUGACGGUGUUCCCGACACACUUGUACCAGGGUUACAGUUUGGAGUUACAGAUGAAGUCUACAGAAGUGGACCAAGGGCUUUUCACAGACACCUACUGUAAAGUGUGCAGCGCCCAGCUCAUCUCCGAGUCCCAGAGGGUUGCCCACUAUGAGAGUCGGAAACAUGCCAAUAAAGUGCGGCUGUAUUACAUGCUACAUCCCGUGGAUGGAGGCUGCCCAGCAAAGAAACUCAGAACAGACAAUGGCAGUGAGGAGGGAGACGUGGACAAGAACAAGUGUUGCACACUGUGUAACAUGUCCUUCACCUCAGCAGUGGUGGCACAGUCACAUUACCAAGGCAAAAUCCACGCCAAGAGACUAAAGCUGCUGCUGGGGGAGCAGCCUGCCAUCACAGCAAAAGAGGCUCCGCCCAGUCCCGUGAAAAGCUCCCCAGAAACGACCCCAUUGACCUCUCCUCGGCAGCGCAGGGACUCGGACCGCUACUGCCAGCUAUGCAACGCCUGGUUCAACAAUCCGGGCAUGGCACAGCAGCACUAUGACGGCAAGAAGCACAAGAAAAACGCAGCUCGUGCCGACCUCCUGGAACAGCUGGGCAAGACCCUGGACAUGGGAGAGAUGAAAGGUCUGAAACGUAGCUAUACCUGUGAAGUCUGCAGUGUCACACUCAACUCUGUGGCACAGUACCAUGCACAUCUGCAGGGCUCAAAGCACCAAAACAACCUGAAGAAUCAGAUAUGUGUCCAGUGAAUCUUGAAGAACAAAACAAACCAUUUGAUUGAUGUCAGACAAGCUGUGUUCAGCUUGCCCCAAUUUUUCUGCCUCUGCCCUGCUUUCUCUCUCUACCACACACACACACACACACACACACACACACACACACACACACACACACACACACACACACACACACACACACACACACACACACACUGUAUCUUUGUCUCUCUCCAUUGCCCUGCUAGCAUACAAUAGGAGAGCAAGUUUUUUUUAUGCUUCUGCUCCACAGCAUCUGUCUCACCUGUCACCUGUCAACUUAUUAAGGCUUCUGCAGAACUCUUGUCAUUUUGGCCAUGUGAUAAUCAACAUUCCACAGAUUCUGCAUUUCACACCAACAGAUUCUCAGUACUUUUAAAGACGAUGGUCGACGAGAAUAAAUGUGGAUCCAGCAAAGGGGCAGUCCCCUCAAUGCAUGAAGAAAUGAACGACCUGCAACUUCAUGCUAACUAUGCUUUUGCUUUAGUUGUAAGUGGUUAGAGAGAGGAAGACUCUCAAUGGCAUUUUGGCUUGAGUAAUAACGUGUUUUUUGUAAUUUAUUUACCUGAAAUAGAAUAUGUAUAAGAGAACUGAUAUAUAAGUAGUGUAUUGUUUUUUAAAUCUUAUUUAUGAGUAAUUUAUUUUAUUUUUAAAAUGUAUUUUGCCCUCAGACUGUUUUUUUUCUUUAGAAUAAUGUAUAAUAAUAUAAUAAUGUGUGGGUCUAUGCUAUAUAUUCCCAUCUAAUCUCACAGUAACAUAAUAUCCCUGGUGGACAAGUUGGCAAUAAUAAUGACAGUUUGUACAAUGUCAUUGAACAUAAUGGCAUGGUGCACAAGUUGCUUUAUAUAUAAUACACUAAAAGGUUUUCAUAAUGUUUACAAUUUGAAUCUGAACUGAUUUAUCUGCAGCUCCAGUAGUCCUAAAUAGGGGAUCUACAGGUAACUGCCAAAAUAAAGGAAACACAAUAAGGUAUAUUGAAAGCAGGUGUAUUGAAAGCAGAUGCUUCCAAACAGAUGUGGUUCAUUGGUUAAUUAAGCAAUUAAAAUCCCGUCAUGCUUAGGGUCAUAAUAUAAAAUGCCUAGUUGCCAAUUAUUUUGGACUAAUUAACCCAGGAACCACAGUGACUUUGAAAGAGGGGUCUCAAAGGAGCAUAGGGGGUUUAAAGGUGUGUGUGUGUGCGUGUGUCAGUCACCAGAUCUCAACCCAAUUGAACACGUAUGGGAGAUGAUGGAAUUUCUGGUGGAGUUGUAGAAUCUAUGCCAAGGCACAUUAAAGCUGUUCUGGCAGCUCGUGGUGGCCCAACACCCCAUUAAAACACUAGGUUGGUGUUUCCUUUAUUUUGGCAGUUACCUGUACGUUGUCAGUGUUCCAGGUAUAAACAUGUGUUCUCUGUUCCUCCAUGCGGUUUGAGGUUCAAAUGUGGUCUUCGUCUCAGGGAGGUCCCAUUGAUUACUAUUGUCCAGAUUUAUGAUUCAGAUUCAUGAUUCAACAAAACUGUUCAAAAAAUGUGUUCACUGAAUUCAUUCCAAUAGAGCCUUUUAGAAUGUGUUAGUAUUACAGCCAAUUACAGUCGAUUUGAAUCAAACCAUAUUAUUCUGUAAUGGUGUAAAACAUUGCUGUUAUGAUGAUGAUGAUGAUGUCUUAUUCAGAAAUUGAGAGUAUUUAAAAAGCAAUCCAACUUUAAUAUACAACCUUAUCUCAACCUUCUGUAGCAACUCUUUCAUUCUAAUAGUUAUAAGAACAUUAAAGCUAUGUUAUGACAGUGGUUGGUGUUGCCAUACAUUUUACUUAACCAGAGUUUGGUGGUUAAAGAGAACUACUAAGCAGGUGUUCUAGUUUGAAUAUCUAUUUGUUCUUACUGUUGUAGAUGAAGCAGUUUAUUUGUCAUUGGGGAAGCAGAUGUAUCUGUAUACAGACAUAAGAGUUACUUAUUAUCCUGCCAGUACAGUGCAGUCAGUGUCUGUCGACAGCAAAAACGUGUUUGAUCAAUAGCCUUGAUAAAUGUGUUAAAAGGGAUUUUUGUGUGCUAAUUUAUAAAUAACUGAUCUGUUUGUUUUGAAAUGAGCAAUGUCUGGAAUUGUUAAACCAAUUGAAACCAACCCUUCUCCUACCUUUUUAAUUUGUUUUAGAAGACUUCAGACAUUUUGGAUUUACUGCUUACACAUUUAAAAAAAACACACCUAAGCAUUUUCAUGCGUCUUAGAGAGAUGGAGUGAGAAAUUCUAAAACAUACGACAAAUCUUCCUGAACUGAACACCAACUGAAGCUGGCUCAACUCAGAGCCAUCCGCCUUGUGAGAUGCCACAGGCAACAACAACAAAAAUACAAUAAUGUAUAAAGUGUUUUUAAUAUUACAAACAACUUAAGAUGUGCAUGAAUGAUUUACUAAUUAAUGAAACUAUCCUUCUCAGAUCCACUGAAUUUCUUUGCUCAGACCAAGUCAUAACGUUGCAUUCUGCCCAACUUUGCAUUGGAUCUGGUGUCUCUCCCUCGAUCUCCAGAGGAACUCCAUGUCUCAUACACCCCUACUCCCUUUGUGCUCUCUCUAGGUCAUGUACUCUACGGUGUCUGAAAAACAAUAAAAGACACUUGCAAC